AUGAAUCGUUCUAAACAAGAAAUAGAAGAAUUUUUGAAUGAAAGUUUAGAAUUUGAUUCCGACACUACUGAACUGUACGAUUCAGAUGCGGACCCCGAAUAUUUACCGAAAGUAAUCGACAAAACAAUUUAUACAGGUAAUAAUGGUAAUAUUAUUUCUGCUGGCCCAUCGCAUACACUAUCAUUGUCAUGUUCUUCAUCAGAUGACGAAUCCGCUUCAGAAAGUUCGAGUGAUAGUGGUAAUGAUGAUGAGCCAGAUACUGAUUUUUGGGUAGAAACGUAUGUAGAUAUUCCAGACUUCAAUUUUUGUAGAGAUAAUAUUGGAAUACAAUUUGAAAUAAAUGAUAGUGCACUAAAAGAUCGUCCUCACAAAAAAGGUAGCAGGUCAACACACUUUCAGCAAACUUGUUCGCAAGAAGUUCAAAAUUUUUUGGGUUUGUGUCUUCUUGGUGGUUCUAUAAAAUUUUCGGUCGUAAGAGAUAUGUUUUCAGACAACCCAUUGUAUUAUCAUCCAAUUGUGCGUCAUAUUAUGUCAGGAAGAAGGUUUGAAAAAUUACUAAGAUGUUUUAGUGUUGAGUAUGCAAGUGAUAAUCCAUUAGUUGGUCCCAUGAAGAAAGUUUAUCCUGUUUUUGAUAUGCUUAUACAAAAGUUCCAAAGCUUAUAUUUUCCUGAUGAAAAUUUAUCUCUCGAUGAGUCUUUACUUCUACAUCGUGGUCGGUUAAAAUGGCGACAAUAUAUUAAAAACAAAAAAGCCAAAUAUGGAAUUAAGUUCUACGAACUCUGCUCACAUGACGGAUAUGUUUUAAAUAUUGAUAUGUAUAAAGGUAAAAAUACGCCAUCAACAGUUAUUGAACCUAACCUUGAAGGUUUUACAACAAAAUGGAAAGACAAAAGAGACGUGCUCUGUAUUACAACUAAAAAUCACCCAAAAAUUGUAUCUACAACAAAUAGAUAUGGUCUCGAAAAAAAUAAACCAAUAGAGAUAAAGGACUACAAUGAUUUUAUGAAUGGUAUAGAUCGUUCAGAUCAGAUGAUAAGCUAUUACUCGUGUCCCAGAAAAACCGCUAGAUGGUAUAAAAAGGUGUUAUUUCAUUUGCUCGAUGUAUCCACCUGGAAUUCAUAUUUUAUUUUUAACAAAAAGUUUGGUGUAACAAAUGUUACCUUUAAGCAAUUCCGUGAUUUACUCAUCAAAAAUUUAAUUGGUCUUCCAAUAGAAAUUACUGCAGCAGAACUUUUCAAAAACAAAAAAAGCAAAAAAGCAGCACCUGAAAAUAAUCAUUACUCAGAAAAAAUACCUCCUCCACCAAAUUUUAAUAGAGAAACAUACUUUAAAAACUGUAAGCAGUGCUAUAAGAUGAAAAUAAGGAAACAAACAUCAUUCCAAUGCAAAAUUUGUGGUAAACCUUUAUGCCCAGGUAAAUGUUUUGAAGAAUGGCACAAGGAUAAUAUUAUAUAA
Messenger RNA from Melanaphis sacchari, 1455 nucleotides. Its product is annotated as piggyBac transposable element-derived protein 4-like. The transcript has 3 exons. The coding region runs from base 1 to 1455 and encodes 484 amino acids. NCBI's taxonomy places the organism in Eukaryota, Metazoa, Arthropoda, Insecta, Hemiptera, Aphididae. The record is from RefSeq and is a predicted model, not a curated record.